GGCACGUGAUGCGGGGUCACAUGAUCUGGAAGAUGGCUGUGGUGCGGGGCUGUGAGUUUCCUGCACUGCAGCUGCUGCUGAAGGCCCCUUCGAAGGACGUCGUUGGAAAGCUUUGCAGAGAUUCCUUCCCAAGGCCGGCCGUGGCGUCCGAGAAGCUGAUUGAAAACGCGUCGGCCGACCUUUCCGUCACUCCCGAGGAAGCUUCGAAGCUGAUCGGGGCCCUGCACGCUCUCACCCGACACGUGGUGUAUAACGGUCUGACGUCCGCAGAAGACGUCCUGUCCGUGUUCCCGGAGAACUUCCAUCAGAACCUAAAAAACCUGCUAACAAAACUCAUUCUGGAGAACCUACCGGCGUGGAGAACAGAAACCCAGAACUCGAGCAUUUCGCUGCCUCGACUUGUUGAUCUGGACUGGAGGGUGGACAUUAAGACUUCGUCAGAUUCGCUCUCCAGAAUGGCCGUUCCCACCUGCCUGCUACAGAUGAAGAUCCAGGAGGACCCGGAUUUAAGCGAUCCGGCAACUUCUACCCUGACCAUGGAGCUGAGUAAGGAAACCUUAGACACCAUGCUGGACGGGCUCGGCAGGAUAAGGGAUCAGCUGUCGGCCGUCGCCAACAAAUAGAUCGGAGGGUCCCAUCGGGACAAUGGAGAACAGAGAGAAGACCCCGAUGCUUAAGAUUUGUAUCCAACAGGAGGGGAUCGGGUAAACACAGCCAUAGCGACUCGAGAACACGGAACCUCGACUCAACUUCAUGGCAAGAAGCAGAAUGUGUGGGAGAAACGCAGGACGGCUGAGAAUGAUGAGAGUUACAUUUCAACAUUAUACAAGAAGCUGAUCUUUCAUAAAGACAAAUAACUUGUAAAAAUAAAUAAAAUGUUUACAGAUAAA
Spea bombifrons (plains spadefoot toad) is the source of this 890-nucleotide messenger RNA. RefSeq names its product COMM domain containing 9 (gene COMMD9). The coding region runs from base 9 to 623 and encodes 204 amino acids. The record is from RefSeq and is a predicted model, not a curated record. The transcript is spliced from 6 exons. Lineage: Eukaryota; Metazoa; Chordata; Amphibia; Anura; Pelobatidae.